UAUAAUGGUACAUGUCGAUGUUUGGGAAGCCAUAAUUCGAAAAAACGAUUCAGUCUUUGUCAGAUCAUUACUUGGUCUCAUUUGGGGCAAAGAAAAUUUGCGUAAUAAAUGCCUUUGUGAGAAGCGAGCUAACAAAGACAAUACUGGCGAACGAAAAACAAAACUAACACCAGAGAAACGACAGCUAGUCAAAGAUUUACUGUACGAAAAAAUUACAUCUAGCGGAGUUGAUGCCCACUCCAGAAAUGUUAGGAUGGCUAAAUUGUCAAGAACAAUGACUCUCACAAUCUCAGACGAACGGAUCAAAGCAAAGAGUUAAAAUGGAC
Molecule: messenger RNA, 326 nt
Organism: Leptopilina heterotoma
Lineage: Eukaryota; Metazoa; Arthropoda; Insecta; Hymenoptera; Figitidae
Exons: 2
Coding region: 5-319 (104 amino acids)
Source: RefSeq, a predicted model, not a curated record